Messenger RNA from Adineta ricciae, 741 nucleotides. The record is from the annotation of a GenBank genome assembly. NCBI's taxonomy places the organism in Eukaryota, Metazoa, Rotifera, Eurotatoria, Adinetida, Adinetidae.
AUGAGUCGAACAGCUUCAGCCGGUUUCGAUCGUGAUAUUACGAUCUUUUCACCAGAAGGAAGACUUUAUCAAGUUGAAUAUGCUUUCAAAGCAAUCAACCAAGGUGGUCUAACAACCGUUGCUGUACGUGGUACAGAUUGUGUUGUUGCCAUUGCCCAAAAGAAGAUUCCAGACAAGUUACUUGAUGCAUCAUCAGUGACUCAUUUACAUGCGAUUACACCAACUAUUGGAUGUUUAAUGACCGGCAUGGUUGCUGAUUCUCGAUGGCAAGUGCAACGCGCUCGUUACGAAGCUGCAUCUUGGAAGUAUAAAUAUGGGUAUGAUAUUCCCGUGGAUGCUAUCUGUCGUCGUGUGGCUGAUAUUUCACAAGUCUACACUCAAGAAGCUGAAAUGAGACCACUCGGAUGUUGUAUGAUUUUAUUCGGUAUGGAUGAAGAAAAAGGUCCAAUGUUGUAUAAAACUGAUCCAGCUGGUUAUUUCUGUGGUUUUCGUGCAACAAGUGCCGGUGUAAAACAAACUGAAGCGAACAAUUUCCUAGAAAAACGCAUUAAGAAGAAAGCCGAUCUAAACUUCGACGAAGCGGUAGAAUUGGCGAUUUCAACACUAGCAAGUGUUCUUUCAACAGAUUUAAAACCAAAUGAAAUCGAAAUCGGCGUUGUAACCAAAGACAACGUGAAAUUUCGAGUAUUAACUGAAAGUGAAGUUGAACAACAUUUGACACGAAUUGCUGAAAAAGAAUAA